Messenger RNA from Rhodofomes roseus, 1574 nucleotides. RefSeq lists its product as uncharacterized. Gene Ontology annotation, molecular function: antiporter activity. The record is from RefSeq and is a predicted model, not a curated record. The transcript has 7 exons. The coding region runs from base 285 to 1298 and encodes 337 amino acids. Gene Ontology annotation, cellular component: Golgi apparatus. Gene Ontology annotation, biological process: GDP-fucose import into Golgi lumen; protein O-linked glycosylation via fucose. NCBI's taxonomy places the organism in Eukaryota, Fungi, Basidiomycota, Agaricomycetes, Polyporales, Fomitopsidaceae.
GUGCCUGCCAGCUCCCGCCAACUUCUCCUCAUCUCAGCUUCAUCCUCUUCAUCUCUCCUCCCUCCUUCUCCUUAGUUUUGUCGGUUUGUGGGCUGGUUGACCUUUGCGUCGUUGUGCCGUCUGCAAACAGUCGCACGCGGGUUAUUCUUGCCCGCCCACGAGGAACUCUCCGGCUGCAGUCGUCCUCUCACGACUCGAGCUGUCUUCUGACCUUGUUCUGACCACUCUCAUACUGGAGUAUACGGCCCUGGAACCUCUACAACGCUACUACUACAACCGACCUAAUGUCUCCCGCUCGCCAUGGACACGACAAUGCACCACCGAACAGGGCUCUCGUCGCCGGUACGGUGACCUUCUACCUUGUCGCAGCACUGUCGAUGGUCAUGGCCAACAAAUGGGUCCUCAAUACCACGGACGUGCCACUGUUCUUCCUAGACAUGCAACUCCUCAUCGCCGUUGUAUUGUUCCUCUUCGCACACAUGCUCGGCAUGCUACAGCUACCACUACGAUGGGACUGGCAGGUCAUUAAGGGCCUUAUACCGACGGUGUCACUGAGCUUGGUCGGACUGAGUCUGAGUAACUACACACUCAAGUACGUCGACGCGUCCUUCUACCAGGUCGCUCGCGGAAUGGUGCUCCCCUUCACCGUCUGCACGUCAUUCUUCAUCCUGCAAGCCCGACCAUCCCUGCGCAUUCUGGUUGCGUGCUCCAUCGUGACCCUCGGCUUCUUCGUCGGUGUCUUCUUGGACGGCACGAACGUCUCCGCUCUGGGCGUGACGUUCGGUGUCGUCAGCUCGAUGGUCACCGCGCUGCACUCCGUCGUCAUCAAGAAGUCUCUGGACGUCGUGCAUGGGAGCGCGCUUCACCUGUCGUGGUACACCAACCUGCUGAGCGUGAUCGUGCUGACACCAGUCGUCGUGCUCGGCGGUGAGGGCCCGGGGGUGAUGAAGCUGCUGUUAGGCCCGGAGUCCACGCCGGGCCAGCUGUACACGUUCAUGAUAGGCUCUCUGGUCACGGGCCUCUUCGGGUUCCUCAUGAGCAUCGCCAGUCUGCUCUCCAUCAAGGUCACCUCGCCGAUCACUCACAUGGUCUCCUCCGCGGUGCGCGGCGUCGCCGCCUCGCUCCUCGGACUGUGGCUCUUCCACGACAUCAUCACAACCGGCCGCGCCUCAUCGGUCGCCAUCAUUCUCCUCGGCUCGAUAUACUACACCUGGGUCAAGCAUGUCGAAUCGCAGCCGACCUACGAGCGCGUGCCACUAGAGGACAUAGAGACGGGCAAGCAGGGCAAGCCCGAGUAAGCGCCCAUAACGGCCAAAAGUGUAGUGCGUCAUAGACAGUCGUAUUGUUAUGUGCUCUCGACGUGUUGUUGUGCGCGCUCGUUCCAAUCUCGAUGAGCUAGGUUAUAUAGACAGGGACUGUAAUGAAGUUCUGUGGGCGGACCGCGGAUGGUGCCUGGCUUCGAUGUUUGUGUGUGUGGCUCGUCGACGUGCGUCGUUGGCACCCGCUGGACCACUAAUGACUAGUGGUGGACUCGGAUGGCCCUGCAACGGUCUGCUCGCGUCGUGGACCUAUCA